Talaromyces rugulosus is the source of this 2490-nucleotide messenger RNA. RefSeq lists its product as uncharacterized. Gene Ontology annotation, molecular function: zinc ion binding; oxidoreductase activity; DNA binding. The record is from RefSeq and is a predicted model, not a curated record. Gene Ontology annotation, cellular component: mitochondrion. NCBI's taxonomy places the organism in Eukaryota, Fungi, Ascomycota, Eurotiomycetes, Eurotiales, Trichocomaceae. The transcript is spliced from 5 exons. Bases 1 to 2490 code for a protein of 829 amino acids. Gene Ontology annotation, biological process: DNA-templated transcription.
AUGGCAACUUCUAGGGCUCUUGUUCUUCAUUCUCGCGACAAGCCACUGGCUUUAGAGACCGUACCUCGCCCUGUCGCCAAAGCAGGCCAGGCAGUGGUCCGCAUUCUGGCCGCAGACAUUGUACCUUAUAUGUCUCAAGUGCUUGAUGGAUCUCGGCCAUACCCUCUCUCGCUUCCUAUGACACCGGGCAAUACUGCCAUAGGAAGAGUGUUUGAAGUCGGUCCUGACGCCGUCAAGCUUACCGUGGGCCAACUCGUCUUCUGCGACAUUACAAUACGUGCUCGAGAUAAUCCAAACGUCUCGAUCCUAUUCGGCAUCCAUGGAGGUGGAUAUCCGGCGGCGCAGAAACUUAUGGAUGGAGAGUGGCGCAAUGCAACAUAUGCCGAAUACACCAAAUUCCCGCUCGAGAAUCUAUAUCCUUUGAAUGAAGAUGUGCUGUUCGGCAAACUUGGAUACACAGUAUCGGAUCUGUGUCUGAUGCCAGUCUGCCUCGUGCCGUUUGGUGGGCUGUCCGAGGUCGAUGUGAAACCUGGCGAAGUUGUUAUCGUGGCACCGGCUACCGGGCGAUAUGGAGGAGCUGCUGUGGCCGUGGCCCUCGCUAUGGGGGCAACAGUGGUGGCAGCAGGCCGAAACAAAAACGCGCUCAAAGCACUAGAAAACAUCCAUGCAUCCACCGGUCGUCUCAAGACAGUGACCCUUACAGAAGAUAGCUCAAGCAACACAGAAGUAUUCAAAACCGCCGCCGGCAAGCCAGAAGGGGCAGACGUAUACAUCGACUUUUCACCACCUGCAAUCAAGGACGGCUCGCUCCUGGUCGCAGCCGUGGGGGCCUUGCGGCCUUUUGGGAGGCUUGCCAUUAUGGGUGGACACUCGGGAAACAUCAAUGUGCCUUAUCUGGACAUUAUGUUCAAGAGUAUUCGAAUCCAAGGUCGGUUCAUGUACUCCCCGCAACAUGUCCUGCAGUUGAUUCAUAUGACCGAGUCGGGACUGCUUAAAUUUGGCAGCAAACUUGGAAUCAAAGAAACCCAGGAGUUUGGACUUGAAUUGGUUGAGGAUGCGCUUCAGGCUGCAGGGAAGCUGAAGAUUGUGUUGGAGACUCGGAGCUCUCAAACCGCUCUCCCCGGGUUUGUCUCAACUGCAAGGCGCGAAAACGCAAGUGCGACAAAGCGCUACCUACAUGUUCUCGAUGUGACAGACUUGAGACUCAUGUUGCGGUGCGAAUAUGAGAGCGCAGACUUGAUGGCCGACGAUGGUCUCCAUCCUAGCGUGAUCAGUUUGAAUUCUGUAAACUGGGCGGCAUGGGUUCGCAGUUUUUAUCUUUCGAUGCACAACAAGCCCGAAGAUUUUGUGUCCGUAUAUUUUGCCACAGUUCACAAAUGGCUUCCUAUCAUCAAUGAGGGACGGUUCAGGGGCCGUCUUGAAUGGCGCUCUUAUAAUUAUGACACAGAUCACCUCCUAUUACUGACAAGCUUGUACUUGAUUGUGCGGCGCCCGGAUGAGCUGCCACAGCCACCAUUAAUGAUGGAUGACCCUGUGUACCAGGUUGUACGGCACUUCUAUUUCCACGUUUUUGCAGACAUAGCCAGCAGUCCGUCAAUACAGCUUAUUCAAAGCGGCCUGUUAUUGGCCACUUACGAGUAUGGCCACGGAAUGGUCGAUUCGGCCAGCAGCACCCUUUUUCCCUGUCUCUCUGCGAGUAUGACAUUAGGUCUCCACCAGAAGAAGGCUCCGUUAGACAUGAAUAUUGCAUGGAAAAGUGCCAUGGAGGAUGAGUCUACGCUGGUCUGGUGGGCGAUUGUUAUUACUGACCGGAUAAUUUGUGCCUCUUAUAUCUCGAAGCCUCGACUGCCUGUCACUAUAAUCAUUGAUGAAGCCAACUUUCUUUCCGACUUGGGAAAUACCAAGAAUCCUAAAGAUGACAGACUUUCGUGGGACCAUGAUUCCUAUGCCGCAACGAACUUCUACCGACAGGUCCAGUCUUCAGUGCUACUUGGACAUGUAUUAUACCUGAUUAAUUCAUCGGAUCCAUUUUCCGAAGAAAGUCAAUCACGCUUCAGGGUAUUAGAUUCCCAGCUUCUUCGAGCCAUCCAGGUAACUCUACAGACAGAGACUGCGGGUAAACUGAAUUCCGUUUCGGAGGCCCUGUCGCUGAAUAGAAGCGCUUUUCUUCUGUUGCACCGGUGGCAGUACGACCACUCGAAGAGGAUUAACAACGACACCAUGCUUUUGCAAUCAACAAUGGCCAUAGAGUCUAUAAUAACGAUAACAAUCCAGACUGUACGUGACUUUAUACCGCGCAUCCAAGCCGGGUGGUUCAAGUCACACCAUCCGCAGGGGGUCCAAUCCGUCUUCCUUGCAACCAUUGCCUGGCUCCAUAUGGGUUCCUAUGACAAUACAUGUGUAGAGGACCUCAAGGAAAUGAUGAAAAUCCAGUCGCGAAGAUGGAACAUUGCAGGUAUGGAUUGCGCUCGCUAUAUACUCCGAGAAUGA